UGUGUAUGAGGUGGAGUCAUGGCUCGGCCGCUCCUUGGUCUACUACUAGUGCUCGUGGCCUGUUUUGCCUUACUUCCAGACACUAUUGGUGGAAAUAAUGAAGCUUUCAAUUUGACAGAAAAUGUUAUCCAGAAUCAAAUUGCUAUAAAACAGAUACUGGAGGAACAGACAGGCAUAGGUGAAGGGAUCAAGAGUUUACUGAGGAAAAUUAAUGCUCUAUCACAACUAUUCUCCACUAAAAUUGCUGCUGAUGAAAGAUGUACACAAGGUGGUGAGCACAAGGACAACGUUACCCACUACCUGCUGAGGGAAGUUAAAGACGCUAUUCGGGGACAAACAGACAUACAACAGCAACAGUGGAAUAAAAUACAAGAACUAGAAGGUAAACUUCAGAAAUAUGAAGAGAUACGACAACAGCAACAGAUGAGAAUUCAACAACAUGAAGAUUCUCUGAAGGAAAAAGAAGACACAAUACGUGUACUGGAGGACAAUCUUCGUCAAACUGAGGAAGCAGCAGCAGGACAAUACAGGAAACUUGAAGUAAAUCUGACCAAAUUACUGUCGGAAAUGGACCACUUGGCACAAUAUAAUGAAGAAGUUACCAAAAUGAACACUCAGCUACGUGACAACAACACACUACUGAAAAAUUUAUCCUCAGCAUGUCAACACAGCGUGACGGAGAGUACCAACAUAAGCAGCUCUGCACGAGACUGCACAGAUAUUCAGCUGGAAGGUGAGACUCAGAGUGGCGUCUAUCAAAUCUUCCCUGAGAGUUCUGCAGCGGGUGUGAGUGUGUUGUGUAAGAUGCAAGAGGAUCACAUGUGGACGGUGUUCCUCGCCCGCCGCCGACACACUCCACAAGAGAACUUUGCCAGGAACUGGCAAGACUACAAGACCGGCUUCGGUGAUCCACGUGGUGAAUAUUGGCUGGGCAAUGACAACCUUCACACGCUGACUAGCGGAGACCAGAGUUACCGGCUCAGGGUAGUCGCCACCAACCUACGAGGAGAACAGCGAUCUGCAGAUUGGGAGACAUUUAGCGUGGGUGAUGAAACCAGCGGCUACCCUGUCACCGUGAAGGGGUACAGCAUAAGUAGCACCCUGGGCGAUGCCCUUGCAGGAGAUGACUGGGUCGUUAUGGAUGGCAUGAGCUUCUCUACAGUGGACAUGGACCAUGACACCGCUUCAUGGGGAAGUUGUGCUGGUGCCCAUCAUGGUGGUGGAGGAUGGUGGUACAGGCGCUGUAGCCUGGCCUCGCCCACUGCUCCCAUCGGUAACACUGAUGAUGUCCGCCAGGUCAUGUCUUGGUUCUAUUUCACUCCGGGUGUUCAGCGAUUCACAGGUCUCUCCAGGCUACUAAUGAUGAUUCGCAGAGACUUUAACACUACUGUGCAGCACUGAUCACCAACAUUACCAACACACAACACUGCUCACCACCAUCAUAUAAUACGCUGUUUCCUGGAUUAACAUCCCUCUCAACUAUGUAUCAUUGACUGUCAACAUGUGCAACAUUUCAGUUUCAAAAACAGCAGAUCUCUCCAAUCGAAUUCAGGUGAUAAUAACACAGGAGACAGUUGAAGAACAUAGGUAAUAUUGAGGUGAUCAUUCUCAGCAAUGAUGAAAGUGGACAACCAAUUAGCUACAGCUGAGGCACGAGGCUUGAGACCUAUAUAAUAUGUUGGAGGUAGAAGUGAGGUGCAAGAGCUGGUUUUGAUAAUAUAUUUAAACGAGCCUAAUAGUUGAAGUACACCAUGCUAGACUGUUAGCAGUUUAGUACCUGAUGUGCAGGUGAAACGUUCCAACUAUAAACAUACCCAAGUGUGCACAUGUGUCUUAUAAAACUGUUGACUUUGGUUUUGCCCAAGGGUUAGGCAAGCGAAGAAUUCCCAAGUAUUAAGAUCCCAAGAAGUUGCAAUGUCUGACAGGAUUGUAGAUGAAUGGUUCAAAGAACCGACAUGUUGUUAAAUUAGACACAUGUGCAACUCGUGGGUAUCUUUAUUGAGGAAACGUUUCGCCACACAGUGGCUUCACCAGUCCAUACAUAGGAGAAACUUGAAGAACAGGAGGAGAAUGAGGUAAUCAGUCCCUCAACCUUGAGUCAAUGUGGUCAGUCCAUCAAUAAAGAUACCCAAGAGUUGCACAUGUGUCUAAUUUAACAUGUCGGUUCUUUGAACCAUUCAUCUACAAUCCUGUCAGACACUGCAACUUCUUGGGAUCUUAAUACUUGGGAACUGUUGACUUUGUUUGUCAUUUAUAAUAUGAUUCUGAUAAUAUCUGUCUUGUGA
Molecule: messenger RNA, 2285 nt
Organism: Cherax quadricarinatus
Lineage: Eukaryota; Metazoa; Arthropoda; Malacostraca; Decapoda; Parastacidae
Source: RefSeq, a predicted model, not a curated record